Ctenopharyngodon idella (grass carp) is the source of this 5108-nucleotide messenger RNA. It is a transcript of the gene cilp, whose product is annotated as cartilage intermediate layer protein, nucleotide pyrophosphohydrolase. NCBI's taxonomy places the organism in Eukaryota, Metazoa, Chordata, Actinopteri, Cypriniformes, Xenocyprididae. Bases 374 to 3889 code for a protein of 1171 amino acids. The transcript is spliced from 9 exons. The record is from RefSeq and is a predicted model, not a curated record.
UAUUUCUUUGAGAACAUUGUUCUAGGACAGCCCUGACUGUGAAAUCCAGCCCUUUACUCUACUGUACAGGAGCAGUAGAUGGUGCUGAACCCAUGUUGUUAUUUCAUGGCAGAGAGCCGACUCUAUGGCUCAGGGCUGAGCUAUAUAAGUACUGAACACAGACCGGGACUUCACAUUCACUCUCUCGCCUUCUCACUCCAACUAUUAAGCAACUGCUCUGUAAAUACAUCACAGAAACAAGCAGGAGUACAAGAGCUUUCCAUUUCACAGAGAAACAUUUGCUUUGGACCUGUGUCUGGACUAUUCUUAGUGUUGAAGGAGCUGUGUGUGAGGGUCUUUACCAGAGGUCGGAGGUCAUCAACAGGGAGCCAGGAUGGGCUGCCUCUCAACAUGGACCUUUCUUCUGUUUCUGUUGGAAAUUACAGGCACUUUUUCUCAAGGGACAUGGGGAAGCAUCAUGGGGACAUCAUGGAGACCAAACCCAGCUGUGUACCAUAAUGAAGAUAAUUACGAGUGGACCACAUGGUUCAAUGUAGAUCACCCUGGAGGAAAAGGAGACUAUGAGAAGCUGAAUGCCAUUCGUUUUUAUUAUCGAGCGCGUGUGUGUGAGGUUCCUCGAGCUCUAGAGGCACGCACUACUGAAUGGAUCCCAGCUCGCAGCACUGGGGAAAGAGUACAUGCUGACCCAGCUGUAGGCUUCUGGUGUGUCAAUGAUGAACAGCCUGUUGGGAAGAACUGCUCAAACUAUGCUGUACGCUUUCUAUGUCCAAAACACAUUGUUUCAGAUAAUGAAGAACUGAUAUGGGGUCCAUGGUCAGAGUGGACUGUGUGUCCAGCCCAGUGCAAUCAGGUGGCAACACAGCAUCGUUCUAGAAGCUGCAAAUACAAUUCCAAGCAAUGCAAUGGCCAAACUGUCGAGGCCAGGUCAUGCCAAGGGCCACCUUGUCCACGCUGUGAUCUGCAGUGUGUGAUGGGCAAGGUGAAUGAUGAGUGUGAUGGCUGCAAUUGCCAGGAUCAUACAAUUUUAGGAUCAGUCCGUAGUGCGGGGGGUCUCCCUGCACCUGGAGCUGCCAUUCUGCAUGCUGGUUCCAGGCCCAAACUCCUCACUGUUACUGAUCACAAUGGGCACUUUCAGGUCCCUGGAAUCUGCCCUGAUGGCAACACUACUCUGAUGAUUAAGCUGAAUAAUCACGCUCCACAACAAGUCACUGUGCCACCAAGCACCGAACGCACUUCCGUCCUCAUUUUAACGCUAAAGAGAGCAAAAAAACUGUAUGUGCUAAAAAACCCUGAGAACAAGGCCAGAAGGGAAGGUCAGACAGCUGCCUUCUGUUGUAAGGUUGAUGGGACACCUGAACCAAACCAGUAUGAAUGGUUCCACAAUGGCACUCUGCUGGACAGGAGUCAAUAUCAGUAUGACGAGACGCUGGUUUUGAGGAAUCUCAGUUUGGACCAUAUUGGAGAAUACUACUGCAGAGCCAGUAAUGAGAACGGUGCCAUCAAAUCCAAACCAGCCACCCUCACGGUUAUUGGUCAAAAAGCGCCAUCAUGCAACCCUAAGCCUGAUUCCCACCUGAUCCGUCUGCCACAUGACUGCUUUCAAAACGAGACUAACUCUUUCUAUUACGAUGUGGGGAGAUGCCCAACCUCCACAUGCACAGGGAAGCUGGAUAACGGCAUCAGAUGCAAAGACUCAGUUUCCUACUGCUGUGGAGUUUCAAACAUGGAGGAGAAAGAGAUUGUAUGUCAGGGAUAUCAGUUGCCCAUCAUGGUAGUAACUCAGUGUGGUUGCAAAACAUGUGUGGACACAAAAGCUAUUGUUCGUGGACGUGCUAUUGCAGCAGACACUGAUGAACCCAUGAGGUUUGGACACAUCUACAUGGAUGGCACAAGAGUAAGUCGAACUGGAUACAAAGGCACAUUCUCAAUCCAGGUACCAACAAACACAGAGCGUCUGGUCCUCACAUUUGUGGACAACAUGCAGAAGUUCGUGAACACCACAAAAGUUUUACCAUUCAAUCCUAAAGGUGGAGCUGUGUUCCAUGAGAUCAAGCUGUUGAGGAAAAAGCCAGCUGUUACCAUUAGCUCAAGAGAAACUAAUAAGCUAGAUCUUGGUGAGGUAGAAGGCCAGGAUCCCAUUGCUGAGAUUGAGAUCCCACCCAAUGCAUUCUAUAAAGAAAAUGGAGAGGUGUUCGUGGGAAAUGUCAAAGCCAGCGUGACUUUCCUCGACCCCAGGGAUGUGUCAACAGCAGCGGCUGCCCAAAGUGAUCUCAACUUCAUUGGCGAUGAAGGUGACACUCUGCCCUUGAGGACCUAUGGAAUGUUCUCAGUGGACUUCAGGGAUGAAGAAGGAGGCGAGUCGCUCAAUGCCGGAGAGGUGAAAGUGCGUCUCGAUGCAGCACAAGUAAAGAUGCCUGAGCACUUGAAGACCAUGAAAUUAUGGUCUCUUAAUCCUGAUACAGGUUUGUGGGAAGAGGAGGGCCAGUUCCAUGCUGAGAAGAAGCAACGGGGGAAAAGAGAGGAGAGGACUUUCCUCAUAGGUAACAUGGAAAUCCGUGAACGGCGGCUGUUUAACUUGGAUGUACCUGAGAACAGGAGAUGUUAUGUGAAAGUGCGGGCUUUCCGUAGCGAACGGUACAUGCCAAGUGAGCAAACUGAAGGAGUCGUGAUGACUUUAAUAAAUAUGGAGCCCACACCAGGGUUUUCAACCAACCCUCGGGCUUGGGGUAGAUUUGACAGCGUCAUCACUGGCCCAAAUGGUGCGUGCCUUCCAGCCUUCUGUGAUGAACAGAAAGCAGAUGCAUAUUCUGCCUACAUCAUGGCCAACCUUGGGGGAGAAGAGCUAGAGGCAGUAGCGUCCUCUCCUAAGUUGAAUCCUAACAUCGUUGGCGUCCCGCAACCCUAUUUGAAUAAACUUAACUACAGACGCACGGACCACGACGAUCCCAGAAUAAAAAAGACAGCAUUCAGCAUGAAUGUGGCCAAACCUCGGUCAAACGCAGCUGAAGAAGCCAAUGGUCCAGUUUACCCAUUUGACAAGCUUAAAGAGUGUGAGGAAGCUCCAUUCAGUGCAGCUCACUUCCGUUUCUCAAGAGUUGAAGGAGAUCGGUAUGAUUAUAACACAGUGCCUUUCAAUGAGGACGAUCCCAUGAGCUGGACUGAAGACUACUUGAGUUGGUGGCCAAAGCCUAUGGAAUACAGGGCCUGCUACAUUAAAGUAAGACUCAAUAGUGCCCAUGAGAUCAACGUUCGUUCUCGCAAUAUGGGAGGUACCCAUCCAAAAACCGUUGGCCAACUGUAUGGCAUCCGUGACACCAGAAGCAUCCGGGACAUGGACCAGUCAGCUGUUUCAGCUGUGUGUCUGGAGUUUAAAUGCAGUGGGAUGCUCUAUGAUCAAGACAGAGUGGAUCGGACCCUCGUGAAGGUAAUGCCUCAGGGCAGCUGCAAGCGAGACAAUGUAAACAGCAUGCUACAGGAAUACUUGGUAAAUCACCUUCCACUGGCUGUCAACAAUGACACAAAUGAGUUCACCAUGCUUGCACCUCUGGACCCUCUGGGCCACAACUAUGGUAUCUAUACAGUGACUGACCAAGACCCCCGGAUGGCAAAAGAAAUUGCGCUUGGGCGUUGUUUUGAUGGUACAUCAGAUGGCACCUCUCGAGUCAUGAAGAGCAAUGAAGGUGUGGCAUUAACAUUCACCUGUGGUGCUAAAGAGGUCACUAGGCAGAGUAUGUUCCAGCAGAUGCAGAACUCACUGGGUCAGGCCACAGCUGGAAGUGCACGGCCGGGAAGAGGAAAUCGGAGGCAGAGAGGCGGCUCAACAGCACCUCGCAGCAGUAAGAGGAGGAGUACUCGUAAUUCCUAUACACGUGCCCAGACCGUUGCUUGAUAUUCUAAGAACUUAAAAACUCUACAUGAGACAAGACAGACCCAUUCUCUAUGGGGGCUGCUCUUAUGAGAGUUACUGGAUUUAAGCCAUUUUCAAACUUGAUAGCAAUAAGAAAAUUAGACAUAUUUGAUCAAGGCUGGGGCAAAGUCUUUUCAUAUUACUUUAGUAAUUUAGGUUUGCUGAUCACAUCAACUGGCAAACAAUAUUACAGAUUUUAUGAAUUGCAAAGCAAAUUCAUAUUAGAGUGGAUAACUUUUUUUUUUUUUUUAAUUUUAACAACUAAUUUUUAACAAUUUCACCUAUUAAAAGCCUAACAAAACUAAAAUCACAAAAAAAAAAGUAAACUAAGCAACGCCAGAAGAUUGUGUGCUUCAUGUAAUUUUUCAUUUACAGAUUUUCUAUUCACUUGUACUGUGGUAAAUAUUUUACUACUUGAAAUUGUAAAUAGUCGAAUAUUUAUUGCAUACUUCAGAGAAUCAAAGACAAAGCAGUUGAAUGUAUCAUCUCCACCUAAACAAACAUGUAUGCCCUUUAUCACUCAUUAAUUAGAAAAACUCUGAAGUUGUCCAAACCCCUUACAAAAAUAAAGUGAUUCCUUUAGAUCAAUGAUUUUAUUAUUCUUUAAAAAAAAAAAACUAUACCUUUCAGUCUUUGUAUUGUUGCUGCCCAAUUUUAACAAUUUGUAAGAAAAGCUGUUAUCUCAUAAACAUUUUUGCUGAUAAAGUUUCAUUUUCAUUUCAUUUUACUACAUACAUACCUGUAGAAGCUACUGUAUAGUAACAACGAGUCAAACAAAAACAUAACACCUCUUUGCUUCAACUAGUGAUUACAAUUUAUACUGUCAUAUUAGCAGAAAUAUUCAAUAUUGCUGGUAAUAUGACAAUCAUUAACCAGCUGCUCAAGCAUGUAGCAAUACUGAGUUAAUUUAAAAUAUACUUUGGUGGAGAAACAAAACUGCACAACUUUUCUGCAUUCAUAUGAAGGCAAAGUCAUAAUUCAACAGAUUUAAUAUAAGGCUUGGUUUCAGUUGUUUUACUUUCAUUUUUCCACCCCUUCAUUUAAUCAGUGUGCCACCUCUGGGGCCAGUUGCAUGAACAUAGCCAUUGUAACUUAAGAAUUAGUACGACCAACUAGCAAUGUCAAGGGACAAUCAAUCUUACUUUUUGGUUUCAAAUUAGACCAAUCUAAUGUAACUGACUUAAAACAGUUAUGAAUAGUC